Molecule: messenger RNA, 8751 nt
Organism: Lycium barbarum (goji berry)
Lineage: Eukaryota; Viridiplantae; Streptophyta; Magnoliopsida; Solanales; Solanaceae
Product: serine/threonine/tyrosine-protein kinase HT1-like
Exons: 4
Coding region: 589-1947 (452 amino acids)
Biological process (GO): protein phosphorylation
Molecular function (GO): ATP binding; protein kinase activity
Source: RefSeq, a predicted model, not a curated record
GGAUGCUACAAGUUUAAAUGGAGUUUUUGAUUUUUUCUUCUCUCUUUCCCCUCUUACGUUUAAUGUCUUAUUAAGGGAGAGGAAAGAGAGAUAAGUGGGAAAAAAAAGAAAACAAGAAGAAAGAGUACAAGAGUUUGUAUCAAAGAUGGGUUCUUUAAGAAAAUACCCUUUAGGUUUUGAGAGAAGAUGGUGGGGUGUUUGACUUUGGAGCUGAAGGGGGUUUGUUUUGCUUUUUGAGGUAAUUGUUUGGUUGAUGGUACAUGAAAGUGGCAUUUGGUAGGUCUACAAGUUUUGCUGAUGAACUGUUGGUUAAAAAGUUUUGAUCUUUGGUUUUUUCCUGCUUUAGUUUUGGUGUUGAAAAAGUUGUUUUGAAGUUGAUUGGUCAUUUAUGGUUUAUAUGCACAUGUGUAUGAAGGUUGGGGUUUGAUUUCUUGAUUUACUACCACCCUUUGAUGGACUUGAAGAAACUAUCAGUAGAAAAGUUAGCAAAUUUCAUAGGGGAUUUGAAGAGAAUUCUUGAAUUUGAACCUUUGGAAAAGAACAGAUUUUUUAUUGGUUACCAGGUGUUCUAAUUAGGUGAUUAAAGAAAUGGAUGAAGAGGCUAAUUCUUGGAUUAGGAGAACAAAGUUUUCUCAUACAGUUUGUCAUAGGUUGGACAGAUUGGCCUCUAUUCCUAUUAGUACUGUUCAGUCAGGGGGAAGAAUUGCAGGUGCAAAAACUAGACCUGUUGGAACAGCUUCUCUUAAUCCAAGACCAGAGCCAAUAGUUGCGCCACUUCAGCGCAAUCCAACUACGAACAAACAUAGGACUGUAUCACCUCAUCCAGAAACAUCAAUUCCCGAUACCUUUAAGGAAGCUCGAUCUAGUCAGAAGAGAUUCUCAACUCCGCGUCCAGAAAGGAAAGAACUUGAGAAGAAAAUUGUGAGCAAGUCAUUUCACAAAGAUUCCCGUGAAAAAUCCAAAUCGCCUAUCUUAGGAUCUCCUGGUUCGAGAUCUUCAAGCCCCCUUCGGCAUUUCACAUCAUUCAAGUUCCAUGAGAAAUCAAAGGGCCGGAAGGAUUCAACAUGGAGUAGGUACAGUGGUAGGGUUAGUUCUGUUGAAACAGCUGAUGAAUAUACAAUUGAUCUAUCUAAGCUGUUUCUUGGGCUAAGAUUUGCACACGGUGCCCAUAGUCAGCUUUACCAUGGGAAAUACAAGGAUGAAGCUGUUGCAGUUAAAAUUAUUAGAAUACCAGAUGAUGACGAAAUUGGAGCUUUAGCAACUCGAUUGGAGAAUCAGUUUAUUAGAGAAGUUACUCUCUUGUCUCGUCUCCACCAUCCCAAUGUUAUAAAGUUCAUAGGUGCGUGCAAACAGCCACCAGUUUUUUGUGUUGUUACGGAGUAUCUAUCGGAGGGUUCAUUGAGAGCACACCUGCAUAAGCUUGAGCAGAAGUCCCUAACUUUGGACAAAUUGAUUGCACUUGCCAUGGAUAUUGCACGUGGAAUGGAUUAUAUUCACUCGCAAGGUGUUAUCCAUCGGGACCUCAAACCAGAGAAUAUACUUAUCAAUGAGGAUUUUCACCUGAAAAUUGCUGACUUUGGAAUUGCUUGUGAAGAGGCAUAUUGUGAUCUCCUGGUUGAUGAUCCAGGUACUUACCGUUGGAUGGCGCCAGAGAUGAUUAAGAGAAAAUCAUAUGGCAGGAAGGUUGAUGUAUAUGGAUUUGGACUCAUUCUAUGGGAAAUGGUGGCUGGAACUAUUCCUUAUGAAGAUAUGACACCAGUACAGGCUGCUUUUGCUGUCGUAAACAAGACUUUUGCUUUGCAGGUCAGAGAAGAUAGCCGGGCCAAUGGUUCCGUACAUUUUAGAAGGAAAGAAGAUAAUGUGAUUGCCAUCCUGCACAUUAAAUUACUUGCUACUGAUUGCAUCAACUUGCAGAGAGUUUGGUUUUCCUUUCAUAUAGGUAUGUAAGCCCAUCUACCCCGCUACAUCUUGAAUGGAAAUUAAAUAUCUUCUCAUUUAUUACCCUACUGUUAUGUCCUGAAUGCAUAUAUAUAUAUAUAUAUACAUAAGGACCACAAAGUUGGUACUGAACUUUACUAAUGUUGCACUUGCAUUUCAUGAAAGUAUCGCAAUUCAUUUCCUUUCUAUUAAAAUAAUGAAUGGAAAGACAACUAGUUGGAUUAUCGUAUGUGUGCAUGAAUCCUGUAUAGAGGAUAUGUCAAAAACCAGUGGCUGUUCAAAAACCAGUGGCUGCAUCAAUUGGUUUUAUGACGUUCAAUGAAUCAUCAUUUGCAUGGUCUCCGUGAUAUUGGUAAUGUGAUUAGAAUCUGUAAAAGAUGCAUUGAUUCCUUUUUGACAGUUUGAAGUGGAAAAGGUAGUGAUAUUUAUGUUGUGUGUUACUUUUCGAGUUUCACAUGUUAACUACUCUGAAUAUUUUUGAUAUCAUGGUUCAUGUGAAUUGAAGCUUUGAGAGGGCUUUGAGGACUUCAGAUAUGUGGUCCUUACUUUUCUGUAUCUCACUAUAAUAAUUGAGAAGAUUUUUUCUAGUACGGACAACAUUUCUUUCAUUUUUUCUUGAAGAGUAGCUAUUUCUAAAUUUCUGUAACAAUUUGACGUAUUUAGGUAUCCGAUUCCUACUUUGGGAACAGGAUAACUAUACAACCGUUUCAUCUUGUAAUUUAUUAUAAGGCAUUAUAAUCACAUUAUAGAUAAAGUGCUGUAACAAUUAAAUGAGAGUUAAUAUUGGGCAACUAAGGCCGACCAGAUCCACAAGAUUGGUUUGUGAAUGUGCGGAUGUUAAGAUAGAUGGGCGGACAUACAAAAUUAGAAAUGAUCACUUUCACCUGAAGGUGCAAGGUAGCAUACACAGAUGAUAAAAUGAGAGAAUGUCACUUGAGGUGAUUUAGAUAUGUCUUAUGUCUGACCUUGAUAUGCAGUGGAUCCAUAGGUGUCAAGUUAAGAUGAUUGAAGGUAUUAACAGAUGAUUACAAAACCUAAAAUUACAUGGUUGGAGUUGACCAUAAGACCUAUAAUCUGGUAGGAAUUAAGGCUUAGUCAUGAACGUUUACGUUAGGCCCAUUACGUUAAGAGAUUUAUUUCAAUAGAAAAUGUAAAGAAUUUUUAGUGUUAGAAUAUAUUAAUGUCGACAUGAUUAAGGAAUAUUUAUAUCGUAUCUUGGUCCUAACAUGUUUUUUUACUUUUGUAAGAAAUAAUUUUAGUUUUUGAAGACUUUGCUUUACUUGUUUUGGAAAAUUGUGGUGUUGGGUUCUAGCUGUAUAUUCCAGUGAAAAUGCCAAUUAAACAAAAUUUCCAGGAAAAUAUCUCGAGAGCUACAAAGCACUGUGUAUGCUUUCGUAUAGUUCAAAAAUCACGAGAACAUAGACAAAACAUCUCUCAUUUUGAAACCAGACAAUCUAAUGUACUUGGUUUACAGAAACACUGUCCCACUGGUAUUGGAAUCGGUUAUGAAACAAAACAUGUGCACAUGUUGUUUGUAGAGUCAACAUCGUCUUAUUUGUUGCGAAUUAGUUGGAACGUUAAAAAACUUUUGUUAAGCAAAGAAAAACUUCGAAACUGGAAUAGUUGAAGGGAUCAUAUUUUUAUGGGUUAAUUGACUACACUUGAUUCUAUCAAAAACUCGUCAGCCUUGGGAGUAAAAUUUCUGCAAUCGCUAGACUGCGUGAUGUUUGAGACAAAAGUCAGCUUCCAGGUUUUUGUUAUCCACGAUUAUUGUCUUAAAUAUAGUACAUAAAGUUUAUAAAAGAAUGAGAACCUUUUUGGUCUUUAUUCAUAAAAUAAAGAAAUUAAAUCGAUAGAGAUAAAAUUUCAUAAUGCAUAAUAAGCAAGGAUGCUUCCCUACCUUUCAAGGCGGGGGUAAAGUCUGCGUACAUUCUUGGGAUUCUACUGGGUAUGUUGUUGUUGUAUAAUAAGCAAGGAUAUAGAUUAUAUCAUUGAUAUUGGUAUAAAACUACUAAUGUUUACUAUUAUAAUUAGAGAUUUGCAUGCAUAUUGAAGGCAUUUCAAUUGACUGAGUUUUACUACUAUUAAGAAGCACCGGUGGGGCUCCUUUUUCGUCGUCCGUUGUGGGGCCUCCAUAAAAAAAAAUUUAGGCCCCAUAUUAAAUAGGCCCAUAAAAAAAACUUGUAAAAAUAAAUAAAUUGUGGGCCUCAUAUAUAUUAAACAACAAUUAAUAUUAAAAAAAAAUGUGGGCCCUAUAUUAAACACCAACCAGUAUUAAAAAAAAAAAAAGUGGAACCCACCACAUCCAAACUCAAGGGAAAAAAAAAAGUAGAUCCCAUAUUAACAAAAUCAAGCAAAUAUUAAAAAAAAAAAAGUGAAUCCCAUAUUAAAAAAACAAACAAUGUUAAAAAAAAAAAUCUGGGCGCCAUAUUAAACGCCAUGGGUAUUCGUAGCAAACACUAAUAUAAUAAAGUUUUAAAUACAGAGCACAAACUACAAUGUUAUAUUAAUCGUGUUUUGAACAUAGUAUUCCAUAUUGACAAAAUCAAGCAAUAUAUAUAUAAAAAAAAAUUAAUCCCAUAUUAAAAAAAUAAACAAUGUCAAAAAAAAAAGUGUAGACUUUGUAUUCUUAACAAACACUAAUAUAAUAAAGUUUUAGAUACGGAGCACAAAUUACAAUGUUAUAUCAAUCGUGUUUUGAACAUAGUAUAUAUAUAUAUAUAUAUAUAUAUAUAUAUUAUAUGCAUAAAAAUAGUGCAAACUAAUAAUGUCCAAAAGGGUGGGCCUCAUACUAAACAACACCAAGCAAUAUAAAAAAAAAAAACUAUAUAAAGCAUGGGUUUAGACCCAUGCUUCAUUUCCUUUGUCCCUUAAAAAAAAAGGUGGGCCCCAUACUAAAUAACACCGAGCAAUAAAAAAAAUGAAGAUCAAAUAAUGAAUAAGAUAAAUUAGUCAAAUUAUAAUUCUAAUUCACGUUUCUUUAAAAAACCAUGCAAAAGACAACAUGAUAAGUAAAAUGAGUUAGACCGAGAAUAUUUACCAAAAAUUAAAAAAUAGCAUUUCUUCGUUUAAAUAGAAAAUUAAUUUCUACUUUGUUUCGUUUCAAACAUGUAAAAUUAAUUUAAUAAUUUGAAUUAGAAUUAUCCAAAUCAAAAUUUGAUAAAAAAUAAUAAGUAUUUUAUGUUGACACCCAAUUUUGUCCCGCCUCUCCUCCGAAAUACCUAUUUACGCUUCUAAUAUUUUUGGAAAAUAAAAAAAAUAUAUAUCAUAUUUUACUAUAAUUAUUAGCCUCUUAUCAAUACCGGCGUUUCACUAUUCUAUUACAAUACUAAUUAUUAUUAUUAUUAUUAUUAUUAUUAUUAUUAUUAUUAUUAUUAUUAUUAUUAUUAUUAUUAUUAUUAUUAUUAUUAUAACUCACAUUUUAUCAUUUCAACACAUUUUUUACCGGCUUACGCACUCACAUCGCAUUUAUCUUCGCAUAAUUAAAUAAUAGUUUUAUUUUGGAUUUUCGAAAUAUUAUUGCACGACUAUUACAACGCCAUUUUCUAUUAUCUAAGCAUUAAUAAUUGCAUAUUUUAUAUUGAGCAAUAUUUUAACACAAGUUAUUUAAAUAGGUCUUUUAUUUAAACGUAGUAGCCCAAUCAACUCAUACUAUUUUCAGACCAAUUCACAAAAAACAGUCUACAUUUUUAAUUUACCUGGCCACAUUUUAAUUCAAUCAGCCUAUCCUUUUAAUUCAGCCCACAUUUAUUCCUAGCCCACAUCUUCAAACCACCAGUCCACUAUUUUAGCCCAAUAUCCAGUCCAUUAACUCCUUGACCCGACCCGAGUCUUGCACAAAUGAACCACUAGGGUUCCCUAUCCCUUUCAUCUCUUCUUCUCUUUCACGCCGCGCCCCUUUUCUCCCUUCUCCCCUUCUCCCUCCUUUCUCCCUCAUCACCCCCACGUUACCUCUCUGACACCCCACUCCCCUCUGCCGCCUCGUUUCCACCAUACCCUGUCCUCCACGCCACUGCCACCCCCACGUUGCCACUGCCACCCACGCUCGUCUGUCACCCGCUCUUCUCUCUCUUCCUUCAAACAAAACCUAAAAAACCCUAUAAAUAGUUGUGGAGUGGAAUCGGUUAUGGAGGAUUUUUGGGAUUGGAAAAAACUCCCCCAAGAACCCGGAUGAUUUUUUCAGUUCACGAAAUUCCCCAAGAACAGAUUUGUUUUUUAUUCAUGAAAUUCCCCAAGAACUAAGUUCUCAGCCGCAAAAAAUCCCUUGAAAAAUUGAGUCCUUUAGCCUGAAAAAUUCCAUAAAAAUUGAAAGCUUUCGUUUCGUCGAUAAAAAUCCCUUAAGCAAAAAUUUUAAUUUUAUCAGUCUUGUUAUUUCUGGGUAUUGAGUUAAAAGUGUUCGAGCGGAUAUCGAAACCCCCGCACCCCAUUUCGCUGCACUUGCAAAAGGUCAGCAAUUUCCUCUCUUCUUGAAAGUUCACUUUUAUUUUCGAUGUGAUGUUUGUACGAGUUAGCUUUCUAUGUCGACACGCAUUUGUUUCGGUUUCAGUAUUAGUUAAGGAGUAAAUAUCGUCAGGUGUUUGGUUUGGCAUGUUGAAGUUCGUUAGUAUAAUUAUGUUGUUCGAUAGUUUAAACUAGGAUUGCAUAUGUUAAAGUUGGUUGUGUUUAGUUAUGUUCUCCUUAUUUUCUAAGUUCAAUCAUGCUUAAGAGUAUUUAAUUCCUGCUUAUUUGGUAGCUUAGGUCCUGUUUAGUCGAUAUUCAAGUAUGUUGAGUAAUCAAUUCGAUCGACGUUAUGCCUACUUCAACCUCUGUUUUGUAUUAUCUGUUUUCAUAUGCUUUACAUUUUAUUGGUUUAGGUAAUGUGAUAAUAUUGGUAGAUAUUAUUCCAGUUCUGCUUAGAUUAGUUUUGUUUAGUUUGAGUUUAGUAUGCUUUACUCUUUGGUGGAUAAUUUGAUCUUCAGUAUAUCGUUUGAAUGAUACCUGUCUACUGCUGCUUUAACAUGUCUGUGUAUUGGUUUAAGUCAAAAUAAGAGUCAUUAGUGAUCCAGGGUAUCUAAUGAAUGAGUCCAGUUUGUUUAAGUAGGUUAGUUACAUUCUGCUUAGUUUAGUUGUAUCGAAAAGAAAAUUAUGCAUGCUGGUUUGGUUGGUUCUUAUUCCUCACUGGCUGUUUAUCUGAUUAGUCGCGACUAGUUGCUCUGCACCAUGAAUCAUGUUAAAAAUGUGUUUUAAUUUGAAUUAGGCAGUCGCCAUUUGACUAAGCAUAUGUUAGUUUAAGUGAGGUAUUGACCUGUGUCCUGUUGCCAUUGUUGUAAUCCCAAUCUAGUCCAGUUGUUAGCAUAUGAGGGACUCCAAUGUGAUUUAGUUUAUGGUUCAUUGAUAAAUUACAAGUUGGUUAAAAUAUGUAAAGAAUUUCUAUCAAAUAUAGGCCUGUUAGACUAUCACUGGAUUUACUUGUUGUCUAGGCAUAAGUCAAUCUGAGCUGUAGGCUCGUUAAUUUAAUCACCAUGAGUCAUGUGCAAAGCCUUCAAAUCUGCCUAAGUGUCAAUGUGUUUAGUAGUAUGCUCUUGGGUUUCCCUCUGUUGGAUUUGAACCUAUUCUUCAUCAUUGCAUAUAGCGGUUAUUCUUUGAAUGUCGCAUGAACAUGCUAAAUGCAUAUUUUUCCUUCCAGAUGUCCUGGAUAAAUUUAAAACUUUGGUAUUUGGCAGUCUAUUAUUUGAAACCACCUCUCUUUGCUUCUGUGUGAGAAAUGCUAUUUUCCAUUUUUGCUUGAUAGUAGAAUAAAGAAGCAGAACUGAUGGAGUAAAAUCUGGCUGGCAACGCGUAAUUUGUUCUUGUAUUAUUAGCGCUUAGCAUGAUAUAUGAAUUUGUGAUUUGUGUAAAGUUAAAAGAGGCCAUUUGUGAUUUCAAUUGAAUGGAAUCAUAAGUUACUGGCAGUGGUGAUAGUUUGUUAUAGUCAUCAGUGUUUAGCUUCGAAAUAGAAAAAGGAGAACUAGAAAAUAUGCCCGAGUAUUAUAAGCAUCCUUCCUGAUUUCAACAGGUGUUUUAUACGUCGCAAAUAUGCCAUGUUUAGGCUUGAUAUAUGUUGUACGUUGCCAAUAUACUUAAUCUAUAUUCCGAGCAUCUUCACGUGGAUAAAUAUGUAUUAGCAGGUCCUGUGCGUAGUCUAUAUUAUCAUUUGAUGCUGUUUAAAUUCUGUGCGUUGUUGCAAGUAUAUUUCUGUGGGUUAUGCAUAUUUACGUAAUUACUGGUAUACCUCUAUUUAAAACAACUAUGAACGUGUAUACAUGAAGUACACUUAAAUAUACAUAGUAUAUACACAAUCUGCUGAUUUGUUUUGAGUUUGCAUUUUUACGUUUAACCUUAUCCAUUGAUAAUAUACUAAUCCUCUUCCUUUCAUUUUAUGCAUGACCAUCGCAUACGAGUCCGAGGGACUUGUCUUCCUCCGCAUUCGGUGUUGGGCUAAAACCCAACAUAAUCUCCCUCGCAUCAGCUCUGUCCGCAGCAAAUAAAAAAUUCUGAGCUAAAAGCCCAACAGCAGCAGCAACAGUCCCUCAAAAGUGGGCUGGCCCAUUUGAUAUCAUUGGCCCUUUCAUUUUAUUUUGUGCACAUUAAUUUGUAUUUGCAACUAACUUUUUUUUUUUUAGUUUAGAUUAAAUCCUAAUGAAUUAGUAGGUUUAGUUUAGGAAUGGGUAGUUAGUUUAAGGAAAAGAACUAAAGAAUAUCUUGUAAACAUCUUUUAAGGUUAUCUAAAUUAUGCACGCUUUAGUCGAAUGUAGUUAAUAAAACAUAAUUUUGUUUAUACUUCUAAAAUUCAAA